Messenger RNA from Aureobasidium namibiae CBS 147.97, 1335 nucleotides. RefSeq lists its product as uncharacterized. NCBI's taxonomy places the organism in Eukaryota, Fungi, Ascomycota, Dothideomycetes, Dothideales, Saccotheciaceae. The record is from RefSeq and is a predicted model, not a curated record. Bases 1 to 1335 code for a protein of 444 amino acids. The transcript has a single exon.
AUGGCGACUUCCUCUUUUACUUCUUCACCAUCGCCCUUUCCAGAGACACCUGUUGCUCUAGCUAGACCUUCGACUGCCGCCGUCCGCUCCACCAACUACGACAACUACAACCAAGCAUUCUCAGAGGAUACUUCUUAUAGCAACACGACUUAUUCGCCCGCUACCAGCAGUCCUCUGUCCAACUCUCUAUCCUACUCAUCGCGCACCGUCUCGGCCGCCUUUGGCAAGCAAGUCCUGUCUGCCAUUACCGAGAACGUCAAGUCUCCCGUCGGCUCUCUGUCCCGCAAGGCUUCCCUCCACGCUCGUGCAAGGUCCCUGGUCAGCUUUGUACCUGCUCUCAACCCCAUUGACACCGAGGAGCAACACGCUUCAUCAAGGUCGCCGCCUCGCAAGGGUCCAUCCUUUACCGACAUCUUUACACCUCGUCGUUCCUCGCUAGCUCCCUCGGAGCCCGAAGAAGAGUCCGAGUACAUCAUGUCUUACAAGUCAUCCUUCACCGGCGGUUCUGGUCGUAUUCCCGAGCCUCAAGCUCCUGCACCCAAGCCUACCGGCCUUCGGAGCUUCUCCUGGUUCGGCUCUACAAAGACUGCUCCUCUUCCGACCCAAGCCGAGAGCACCGCAGGCAUGGAUAUCCUGACCCCGGCAACCUCAUUACUCUUCCCCGUCGGCCUACCUUCAGACAAGACCCCAGCCACCUUCGACGAACUCCUUCACAACGCUGAAUUCCUCAUCAACCGCCUUCAAACCGCCUACAAGGAACAAUCAUCAGCUCUUCAAGCCGCUCGCGCUGAGCGCGAUGCUCAAACAGAAGAGACCGAAGAAGCCUCCACACGCGCCCAACACUUGAAGCUUCAACUCGAGAAUCUUGCCGCUGUAUCUGCCGAACAAGCAGCCACGAACCGCGCAUUGGCAGAGGAAUUGGCAGCAGAAAAGCAACGCCGCCACGAAGACCGCGAACACUACGAACGCAUCGCCCGCCAAAACGACCUCACACCCCGCCGCAACCGCCACAGCGACGGCAGCUCUCUACACAGCGACAGCGGCUUUGAGAGUGAAGCAGACACUGCAGAAUCUUGCUCGCGCCCUCUGACGCCCACCUCGCCGAAUCCUAACAAUUACACAUUAAGCGACAAUCGAUGGAGUCAUGCCAUGGAGCCCAUCAAAGAGGUUGUACGUCCUGUUUCUAGAGAUUCGACCACGGCUAGGAUCCCUGGUCGCACUUGCGAAAUUGACGCCGGGGUGUAUAUGUUUAUGAGGGAUGAGAAGGCACGUCUGGAGCGUAGGGUACAGGAACUUGAGGGCGUGCUUGAUGGAUGUUUGGAUUUGAUUGCGUAG